CAAAUGUCUGUGACAUUUUCUGGACUAAAUAGUUCUAAUAGAGCUGCAGAGAGAUUUGGGUGUUCAUAUGCUUUUUGUGUGACACAAAGAAACAGGAUUAGUUUUACCUGGAAGGCAGAGUCAUGAGGCUCCCCACAGGCAUCUCAGUGUUGUGGUGCAGGGUUCAUUUGGUUUCUUCCGUUUCCCCCUAAAGUUAUAAUGGUUCGGUCCUAGGGUUCCCCCCCCCCCCCCCCCACCUCCCCUGGCAACCCCUCCUUUUGAGAGUAUCAGUUUUUUGUCUCCACCCCUGUUCCCCUGGUUACCCUCUGUCAAUCCCUCCCUGAGUUCCUGUCCAUCAGCCACUGUCCCCUUCCCUAUUUCCAGAAAGUUCUCCCCUCCUCGGUGGGUGACUGGAUCGGGAACAAGGGUCCCUCCCUGUCGCAUUCCCUAUUGGCGAGCCGGCAUGUUUGUCACGAGUUUGUUCCGUCCCAAGUUCUCUCUCAUUGGUUGAAAUGUUCUAUGUUCCGUCCCUUUAUAAUCGGCUGUACCCCUGCCUCGUGGUCCCGACUCGGCUGGCGUUCCCUGGAGACAUUAAAGCACUCUGGACUUUGCCCUGAUUCGGGUCCCUCUUUUCUACUUUGCCUUCUUGCUGAUCACUGCUGCCUCCUGCUGAGGCGCUGCCCGGACGCCCCCGGCGCAUCUGGGCAGUGCCCCCCGGCUGUCAGUUGCUGUGCCACAGCUCGGCCGGUGCAGCCUCCUCCCCCGCCCGGGGGAGUAGAGAAAAAACCUCGGACAGCAACUCGGCAGUUUUGGCGCCCAACGUGGGGCACUGGACAGCCCCGGACCCCGCGGCAGGAGGUUAGUGGCCAGCAGGCAGGUUUUGCCCUUCCUGCAUGGUUCAUCGGUUGCUCCGUGGACGUCAAGACUACCCUGUCUGUGAGCAGACCUCGUUGUAGAGGCGUGGCUCCGGACCGGGACGGGAUCGGCAGCUUCUGCACCCCGGAGUCGGUCCCCGGCGAAGUCCCUUCCCUUGGAGUUUUAUCCCAGUCGGCGCUGGUCAGAGGGUGAGUACCCCCAGCUCCCCAUCUUCGGGUGGUCCCCCUCGCCUAACCCCCCCCCAGUUUCGUCUGGUCGGGUCAGUGGUUUCGUCCCAGACCCGGUGGGGUUAGGGCUGGUGGCUGAGGGUUUUUUUUCUGUUCCUGUUAUAUUUAUUUUUACUCCAAGGGGUGGGUUUUCUGUGUCGGCAUGGGUGCUAGACUGUCGACACAGCAGAAAAGAGUUUAUCUCCAAGUUAUAACUAUCCUUGCUGGGAGAAAUAUUAAGUUAAUUAAGAGGGAGUUAAAGCAGUUAAUAAUGUGGUUGUUUACUCAGUUUCCUCAGAUUACCCCUGAAAUGGUUCAUAGGAUAGAUUUUUGGAAUUCAGUUGGAACAAAAUUAUCUCAAUUGGAUUCUGAGGGGGAAUCAAAGAGUAAAAAAUUAGUUUAUUGGAGCUUCCAAAUUAUUACAGCUUUAAACGAACAAGGGAAACUGAGGAAACAACUACCCCCUGGUUCAUGUUCGCCCUGUCCCCAAGUCCUAGAUCCUUGUUCCACCUCCUCUGUACCUCAGAAUAAGGGAAUCCUAAGGGAAACAGCUCACACAGGCACAGUGCCGGGUUCUUGCCAUCCCCCGGGUUUUCCUCAGGGUCCUCCAACCCCCCACCUCCGAAGUCCUGGCCAGACUUCGGGGGAUUCUUCCCCGAACCCUGUUUCCCCCACCCCGAAGUCCCCGGUUGUCAAGCCCAAAGCUGAGUUCUUAGUUCCAGAGGGUGACUACUCUCAGACUCUGUCUCAAAAUGGCUCCCAUGGAGCUCAAGAUGGAGGUGGCCACAUGGCUUUUCCCUCCAAAACCCUGUCUUCUUCCCACAAUCCUUUUCUUUUUCCCUCCAAGCCUGUUGUCCCCUCCCCUCCCCUACAAAACCCUGCCCACCCCUGUUUCGCCCCACCCUUUGUUCCUCCACCCUCUUCCACGCCCUUUCCUCCUCCCCCUCCCCUAGCCCCGCCCCCAAGUUACCACCCACAGGCGGAGCAUGUCCCAGCUCUCGACUCCGCCCAGGCUCCCAGCCCCACCCAGGUUCCCACGCAAUGCCCCUCCCUCCCCUGUUCUGGUUCCCACGCCCCACCUCCUGGUUCCCACAACCCGGUUCCCGGGGGGGGGGCAGGGUUGGAGAACCGGAACACAGGGCUUGCACCUGUGAUCACUGCAGCCCCUGUCACAUACCAGCAGGAGGGACAGGGACCGGUCAAAGCGCAGUGGACCCCAUUCCCCCACUCCACCAUCAAGGAGCUGUGCAAGGCUCAAAAGGAGUUCUCCCGGGAGAGUGAAUAUUUCCGGGGACUCCUUCGAGCCUCUUUAUUAGAAACUAAUGUUGUUCCUGCUGAUUUGCGGACACUUUUUUCAUGUCUUCUCAACCCCACUGAAUUCGGGGUAUGGGAAGAGGCAUGGAAAAAGGGAAUAAGGGACAUUCUCCCAGACUUAUGGGCAGAUACCCAAACAAGCACAAUCCGUGGUGGUGAAGCGGUGUGUACCGAGCACCUUAUCGGUACCGGAAAUUGGGCCGACGGGGCGAUCCAAGCAAGGGAUAUCCCCCGUGCUGUGCUCCGGGAAAGCGCCAAGGUAGCGGAGCGGGCUUUCCUAUCAUUGAAGACUGCAGUACCAUCUCUUACAUUUUCUAAAAUAAUCCAGGGCAGUGAGGAGCCUUUUAUAAUCUUUGUCGAGCGUCUCCGCAGGGCUAUAGAACAGCAAGUCCACAGCGAGAGCGCUCGACCGAGCGUCCUGCUCGAGAUGGCUGCCACCAAUGCAAACACCGCCUGCAAGGCAGCCAUCCUCAGCCUGCCCUUGGACCCGCCUCCCACCAUCCAGGCAAUGAUAGAGGUUUGCCAGACGAAGGUUCCGGUCAUCGCUCGGCAGGACACUGACACCAAGCCGUCGCCCCGCCGGGUGUCCUUUGCCGAACCAAGGAACUUCUUUGAAGCAAUGCCCGCACAGCCACAAUGGACUCAUACCCUGCCAAGGCCGCCGCCGCGUGGACAGUGCCACCUCUGUGGCAACACUGAACACUGGAUGCCGGACUGCCCACUCCGAACUGAGUUUUAUGAGUUCAGGAGGAAGCAGACGGCAUCCCAGGAGGGUUUUAAGAAAGAUCAAAAAAACUAAGGCAGAAGCGCAGCCCCUCCCUGCGCGAGGACAAAAAUGGGGCGGGUGACUCAACAUCUAAGAAAGGGGAUUUGGGGAGGGGAUCCCAAUUUACCCACCCAACUCUUCAACACAAUUUACCGGACUUGACUUCUUGCAAAACACCGAUUCUUACGUCUCUAACCACCUCCUCUUUGGUUUCGCCCUACAGGUUGCAGUUAGUCGAGUCAGUUAAGAUCAUGGACUCCCAGUGCCAUCUUGCGAUGGUCGCACCUCAGGCACCAGUUGGACCCUUCUUCAUCAUGAUUUCGCUCCUGUUGAUGAUCCACCCAGCCGACCCCUGGAUCGUUCCCCAACCAAAGGCGAAUGUCUGGCGAACCUUGGCUCAAGCGAUGGGGCAAGACCACCUGUGCCUAUCAACAGCUUCUGCAGCAGACCCCCUCUCGACUUGUCUUGUGGGAAUUCCAUUUGGGUUGGAUGAUUUUCCCCCUCCCUUACUCCCCCACCUAAAGCACCUGUUUCCGGAGUUCGACCCUGUUGGUUCCAUCAAUCCCAGAUACUGGUGGGAAAAAAUCAUGAAACUUCUUAAUUAUACCACUGAUGAGCCCACGGAAUUCGAGCUGCUCGGCUCCGCACGCGCCUCCCUCUGCCUCCAUUUCCUCCCUCACCAAGGUGCGAUCCCAGACCGGGUGGUACACUUUAAGAAUGAGAGGUAUCAAACAAAGAACUGGUGCAAUUUCACCACCACCGUUUAUGUUCCCAAUACCUUUUAUUUGAAACCCGUGCUCCUCCCUAAAGGCGCGUUCCUAAUUUGCGGUAACCGAGCGUGGGCUGGAAUUCCCCCUCGCCUGUCCGGAGGGCCCUGUACUUUUGGGCGGUUGACGCUGCUUACCCCCAACUAUACUCAAAUUCUCAAUUGGAAAACGAAAAAUGUCACACAGGAUUUGGCCAGAGUUAAGAGAGACACCCACAAAAUUGACCCAGAAUGUGACACCGAAAUUGUUCAUUGGUCUAGACCCAGAAAUAUUGCGGUUUCGGUAUUUUUGCCAUGGGUGGCCGCAGCUAAAGCACUAGGGGAAUUGGGCAACCUCGAGUGCUGGGUGGCGAAGCAAGCGAAUUUGACCUCAACUGCCCUAGCGGACCUCCUGGCUGACGAGGAAACAACGAGGAAAGCGACCCUCCAAAAUAGGGCGGCAAUCGAUUUCCUUUUGUUACUUCACAACCAUCACUGUGAGGAGUUUGAGGGGCUCUGCUGCAUGAACCUGUCGUCACGAGCCGAGGACGCCAGACACACCAUCCGCCAGAUGUCCGAGGACGUCAACAACAUCCGACAACAGACCUCGGACUGGUUGGGGGACUGGCUAUCCAAAAUGGGAGUGACAGGCUGGGUGGGCUCCAUCAUUCGUACCAUUUUAAUUAUUAUCUUCGUUUUACUCUGUUUAAUUUUUGGUUUCUGCAUAAUCUAUAAGUUACUGACCAGAAUUUUGUUUGCCUCAACCCCCCAAAUCAACCAUGUUGAGGCUCCUGCUGACCCUGCUCCCAUCCCUGAAGAACCUUCCUGUGAAAAGACGCAUUGGGAGCAAGCCCCUCAAUCCUCCCUAUGGUUUUCAGUUACUACACCAGUUUAAGGACAAUUUUAGUUUUAUUUUUAUUUUAAACAAAGAAGAGGGAGAUGUUGUGGUGCAGGGUUCAUUUGGUUUCUUCCGUUUCCCCCUAAAGUUAUAAUGGUUCGGUCCUAGGGUUCCCCCCCCCCCACCACCUCCCCUGGCAACCCCUCCUUUUGAGAGUAUCAGUUUUUUGUCUCCACCCCUGUUCCCCUGGUUACCCUCUGUCAAUCCCUCCCUGAGUUCCUGUCCAUCAGCCACUGUCCCCUUCCCUAUUUCCAGAAAGUUCUCCCCUCCUCGGUGGGUGACUGGAUCGGGAACAAGGGUCCCUCCCUGUCGCAUUCCCUAUUGGCGAGCCGGCAUGUUUGUCACGAGUUUGUUCCGUCCCAAGUUCUCUCUCAUUGGUUGAAAUGUUCUAUGUUCCGUCCCUUUAUAAUCGGCUGUACCCCUGCCUCGUGGUCCCGACUCGGCUGGCGUUCCCUGGAGACAUUAAAGCACUCUGGACUUUGCCCUGA
Passer domesticus (house sparrow) is the source of this 5272-nucleotide messenger RNA. Its product is annotated as endogenous retrovirus group K member 24 Gag polyprotein-like. The transcript is spliced from 2 exons. The record is from RefSeq and is a predicted model, not a curated record. Gene Ontology annotation, biological process: viral process. The coding region runs from base 1225 to 3174 and encodes 649 amino acids. NCBI's taxonomy places the organism in Eukaryota, Metazoa, Chordata, Aves, Passeriformes, Passeridae.